AUGAUGGUGGGAGUGUCGGCACUGACCCUGGUGACUCUACUGCUGGUCGGGGUGUCUGGACGGCCGUCCCCGCAACUCAAACAUCUGAAGUCUUUAGCUGAUCUUUUAUCCCAGGACCUGAGUUCCUCGGAGGAGGUCCUACUCAUGGAGAGUCUGGAAGAUUUGGGGGCAUCCAUCUCUGGGCCCCGCCCCCGGGACACAGCCGUGCCUCAAGACUCCUCCCAGCUUCCCACAAACCGCGCCUGGCUCCGCCUUUUCAGCGACUUCAUGAACAACCAGAAGAAGUUUCGAGGGCGCACAAAGAAAUCGGGAAACUCCCGCGGAUGUUUUGGGAUGAAGCUGGAACGGAUCGGAACCGUCAGCGGGCUGGGCUGUUAG
Molecule: messenger RNA, 378 nt
Organism: Staurois parvus
Lineage: Eukaryota; Metazoa; Chordata; Amphibia; Anura; Ranidae
Source: the annotation of a GenBank genome assembly